Molecule: messenger RNA, 15071 nt
Organism: Carassius gibelio (silver crucian carp)
Lineage: Eukaryota; Metazoa; Chordata; Actinopteri; Cypriniformes; Cyprinidae
Gene: cacna1ab
Product: calcium channel, voltage-dependent, P/Q type, alpha 1A subunit, b
Exons: 48
Coding region: 1385-8539 (2384 amino acids)
Biological process (GO): chemical synaptic transmission; calcium ion import across plasma membrane
Cellular component (GO): membrane; voltage-gated calcium channel complex; neuronal cell body
Molecular function (GO): high voltage-gated calcium channel activity
Source: RefSeq, a predicted model, not a curated record
UCCGUCGCCUUUGGAAAAUAUCUCGUCUCACACAGUUUGCGAGAAGCAAAAUGGCACACAGUGCUCGUUUGAGUCUCGUCUUGGCCAUAAGGAGAAGUGAGGUGGAGGAUAAGCGAAUCGUUACGGGGACGCGCGUCAUGUGCUGCAAGGCUUGAGCACGAGCGUUAAAUUGAUCAGAUGCUCUUAACACGCCAGCUGAUCUGAGGAGGAUUGCGCUCGUUUUCGAUUUUUUCCGACAAAAAUCAAACUUUUAAACCCGAAAAAAAUAUCUCGUCGUCCACCGAAGCGACAGAAACCUCCUCGAAGAGGAGCAUUUUGGGGUACUUCAGGAUAUGGGUGCCUCUUGGUUCUUCUCGGUUACCAAAGAAGAUGCGAGCUCGAGCUUCAAUCCACGCGCUCCAGCGCCUCUCCAAAACUGAUGAUGCUCCUUUCAACGACCACCGUCGGAUUUUUCCCGUCUUGGAUUUGUCUACAGAUUCUGGAGUAUAGAUGAUAGUUGUUUUUAGCGAGGAAUUGAGGGAGAAACCGCGACAUAUCAUCAUUAUAUCUUGACAUGGUGUUUUUUGCUUUCCCAGAGCGCGCUCACGCCCACCGUGUUGGACCGAUGUGGCUGUAAAAAAAAAAAAGCAAAUAAACUUAAAUGACUGAAAUCAACAAAUGUCACCGAGGUGUGGAUUUUUUUGGGGAGGCCCCGUCGUCUGCAUUUGCCAGAGUAAUUCGAGAGUUUUGCGUAGGGGAGGCUGAAUAUUGCCAUAGUAGCCUGUACCCAACAUUGCGGAUACCACAAAAAUAAAUAAACUAUUAAAAGGUUUUCACCAUUUUUUUCUAUUCUAUUUCUGUCUUGUGGAUGUGAAGAAAAAAAAUAGAAUUCAACUAUUUGAGAAAAACACAUUAGACCUGAUGUAGUUGAUGCCAAUUUACAUGUAAUGUAUUAACGCAAGUAUGCUAAAAGGAUCUGUUUGUACACCUUACAAAUGGCAAGACGACCCGCACCGAGCUGUUGAGACGGGAAAUACUUCUUAAAAUGUGGAUCCCACCCUCCUGAGGAAGAUAAUCCGUCGACAUUUUAUCUCUUUAUGUUUGACUAUUUGUUUGACUAUUUGUUGAGCUGACUGCACGAUUGAAAGGACACACUCCCAUCUAUCCAUCCAUCAAUCUCGUUAUCUGAGUCCUUUUUUGGCGCUGACACACUCUCUUACACACAUUCCCCCAUCCACUGAUCUUGUUUGGUGCUUUAUGAUGGACAUUUCUUAGCCAUGGAGAUCAGAUCUGAAUGUCUGUGUGCUCUAUGCUGAGGCGAAUGGGGUGUAAUGUUGUGUUGUCACCCUGAGUCUUCACCCCCUUCUCGGCUGCUUCGUAACGAUUGGCGUUUGGUGUCUACAGAAUGGCUCGGUUCGGAGACGAAGUGCCGGGCAGGUAUGGCGGUGGGGGCUCCGGUCAGGGGGGACCCGGCCGCGGCGGCAGCAGGCAGGGUGGCCCGCCAGGCGCCCAAAGGAUGUAUAAGCAAUCGAUGGCCCAGAGGGCCCGGACCAUGGCCCUCUAUAACCCAAUCCCGGUCCGACAGAACUGCCUGACGGUCAACCGCUCUCUGUUUCUCUUCAGUGAAGACAACAUAGUGAGAAAAUACGCCAAAAAGAUCACCGAAUGGCCUCCAUUUGAGUGGAUGAUUCUGACCACCAUCAUUGCCAACUGCAUCGUACUGGCUCUUGAACAACACUUACCAGAUGGAGACAAAACUCCACUGUCAGAACGACUGGAAGAUACAGAGCCCUAUUUCAUUGCAAUUUUCUGCUUCGAGUCGGGCAUUAAGAUUCUUGCACUGGGAUUUGCCUUCCACAAGGGCUCCUACCUGAGAAACGGCUGGAACGUGAUGGACUUUGUAGUGGUGCUCACUGGUAUCCUGUCCUCCGUGGGGUCAGAAUUAGACCUGCGGACAUUGCGAGCAGUCAGAGUGUUGCGGCCCCUAAAACUGGUGUCAGGAAUUCCAAGCCUGCAGGUGGUGCUGAAGUCUAUUAUGAAGGCUAUGAUUCCACUACUGCAAAUUGGCGUGCUCUUAUUCGUGGCCAUCCUUAUGUUUGCCAUCAUUGGCCUGGAGUUCUACAUGGGCAAAUUCCACCAAACCUGCUUCGACAGUAUCACAGGUGAGAUGGCUGAUGAACAGCCCUGUGGUAAGGAAUUUCCCGCUCGAGUGUGUCAGAAUGGGUCGGUGUGUGAUGUGUACUGGCUUGGGCCAAACUAUGGCAUCACACAGUUUGACAACGUCCUCUUUGCCGUGCUCACUGUUUUCCAGUGCAUCACCAUGGAGGGUUGGACUGACAUGCUUUAUUACAGUAAUGAUGCCUUAGGGAGUGCUUGGAACUGGAUGUACUAUGUUCCUCUCAUCAUCAUCGGAUCCUUCUUCAUGCUUAAUCUGGUUUUGGGUGUCCUCUCGGGUGAGUUUGCCAAAGAAAGAGAGCGUGUGGAGAACAGGAGCGAGUUCCUCAAGCUUAAACGUCAGCAGCAGAUUGAGAGAGAGCUCAAUGGAUAUCUGGAGUGGAUCUGUAAAGCAGAAGAAGUCAUACUCGCAGAGGACGACGAUGGCACCGGAUCUCGCCGCAGGCCCAUCAUAAAGAAAAACAAAGCUGACCUGUUAAAUCCAGAAGGAGUAGAGGACCACAUGGGAGAUGCAGUUGGUAAGAAUCAUUCAGAUCCUAAGGAAGUCAACUCAUUUCAUGAAUUAAAAUGUUUCUUUCUUUUCUAUGUGUGUAUAUUCUUAGGCUCACCUUUUGCUCGUGGGAGCAUAAAGAGUGGAAAGGGAGAUGGGACCGCAUUUAGCAAGAAAGAGCGACGUCUUCGCUUCUUCAUUCGAAAGAUUGUAAAGACUCAGGCGUUCUACUGGACUGUCCUCAGCCUGGUGGGACUCAACACACUGUGUGUGGCUGUGGUACACUACGAUCAGCCCGAACUACUGUCGGACUUCCUCUAUUAUGCUGAGUUCAUUUUCCUAGGCCUCUUUAUGUCAGAGAUGCUGAUUAAGAUGUACGGACUGGGGACGCGCCCUUAUUUCCACUCCUCUUUCAACUGUUUCGACUGUGCCGUCAUCGUUGGCAGCAUAUUUGAGGUGCUCUGGGCCAUGGUCAAACCAGGGACGUCCUUUGGAAUCAGCGUGUUACGAGCUCUCCGACUGCUUAGGAUCUUCAAAGUCACCAAAUACUGGGCAUCUUUGCGUAAUCUGGUAGUGUCGCUUCUGAACUCCAUGAAGUCCAUUAUCAGUUUACUUUUCCUUCUCUUCCUCUUCAUCGUGGUCUUUGCUCUUCUCGGGAUGCAGCUGUUCGGUGGACAGUUUAACUUUGAGCAAGGCACUCCUCCCACAAACUUUGAUACGUUCCCUGCUGCCAUUAUGACAGUGUUUCAGAUUCUAACCGGAGAGGAUUGGAAUGUAGUGAUGUAUGACGGGAUUAAGUCUCAGGGAGGGGUGGACAAAGGAAUGAUCUUCUCCGUAUUCUUCAUUGUCCUAACACUCUUUGGCAACUACACACUACUGAAUGUAUUCUUGGCUAUCGCUGUGGACAACUUGGCCAACGCUCAGGAACUAACUAAGGAUGAACAAGAAGAAGAGGAGGCCACAACACAAAAGAUUGCUCUCCAGAAAGCGAAAGAAGUGGCGGAAGUGAGCCCGAUGUCUGCUGCCAACCUGUCUAUAGCUGUAGUUACAGUAAAAUCUGAACGUAUCGAUGCCACAGACAGUUUACUGGACUGUAAAGAGCAGCAGAAGAACUCAAAAGGUUCCAAGACAGUGUGGGAGCAGCGCACAAAUGAGAUCCGCAGACAGAACCUGAUGACCAGCAGAGAGGCGCUUUACAAUGAACUUGAUGCAGAAGAUCACUGGAAGUUGAAUUACCGCAACCGUCCUGACAUGAAGACACACUUGGACCGUCCACUAGUAGUUAAUCCUCAGGAGAACCGCAACAACAAUACCAACAAGCCCCGACCGGGUGAACCAAACCCCCAGGAGCUAAACCAGCAGCGGGGUGAAGAAUACCUGCAGCACCAGUCCCGAUACCACCACCAUCACAGUCAUCAUCAUCACCAUCACCGUCACCACCACUCCAGCCGCCAGUCCCUGCACCAGCCAGAGCUGGGGGAGGCAGGCUGUGAUUGUGCCCAGAGAGGAGACGAGGACAUGGAGGGCGCAGGGGAGCACAGGCGACCCCGACACCACCAGCACCGAAGGAGGGAUGAAGAUGGAGGGAGAAAACACAGAGAACACCACAGCAGAGGGACAGAGACAGUAGAAGAAGGGGAGGAGGAACAAGAGAAGAGGCAGAGGAGGCAUCGCCAUGGAAACCAUGGGGAUGGAGAUGGAAGGAGGGAUAGAGAACGGAGUCGACAGCACAGAGCUAGAAAAGAGAGUAGCUUAUCAAUGGCUCGUCCAGUUCAGCCAGGUCUUCCUCAUGCAGAGAGCCAGUACAGUGAAGAUCUGGACAACCUGCGCAAUAGCAGCAAGAUGGCCAUCCACGACCCUGACCCUGACUUUUACGACCCCUACUGUGACCCAGAGCAGGCCAAUAACCUGCUGAACCUGCGUGGACCAGAUUUCCAUGACAGCAGUCUUAUACUGACAGACUGCAGCAAAACCCCCAGUAAACUUGACCACACUGCCAUAGAUAUGCCUCCGAUUUACCCCUCAUUCAACGCCAAGUUACAAGUGAACAAGAAUGCCAACACCGAGCCAGCUAAAGGAGGAGAGAAGAAAGAAGAGGAGGAAGACGAUGGUGGCGAUGAAGAUGGCCCCAAACCCAUUCCCCCGUUCAGUUCCUGUUUCAUCCUAUCCACAACCAACCCGUUCCGAAGAUGUUGUCAUUACAUCCUGACGCUACGUUAUUUCGAGAUGUGUAUUCUGUCAGUCAUCGCUAUGAGCAGCAUUGCUUUAGCUGCGGAAGAUCCGGUGUGGCCGGAAUCACCUCGAAACAACGUAUUGCGUUACUUUGACUACGUCUUCACGGGGGUCUUCACCUUUGAGAUGCUCAUCAAGAUGGUGGUGUUAGGCAUGGUUUUGCACGAGGGCUCAUAUUUUCGUGACCUAUGGAACUUUCUGGACUUUGUAGUGGUUAGUGGUGCCCUGGUAGCCUUUGCCUUCACGGGGAGCAGUAAGGGGAAAGACAUCAGUGUCAUCAAAUCUCUGAGGGUUCUAAGGGUACUACGUCCCUUGAAGACCAUCAAACGUCUUCCCAAACUAAAAGCUGUGUUUGACUGUGUAGUGAACUCUCUGAAGAACGUGUUGAACAUCCUCAUUGUCUACAUGCUGUUCAUGUUCAUCUUUGCUGUGGUGGCCGUGCAGCUCUUUAAGGGACGAUUCUUCUACUGCACCGACGAGUCCAAAGAGUUUGCCCGUGACUGCAGGGGCGAGUAUUUGGUGUACGAGCGCGAUAACGAGGUCAAAUCGCAGAAGCGGGAGUGGAAGAAGUACGAUUUCCACUACGACAACGUGCUUUGGGCCCUGCUUACUCUCUUUACUGUGUCCACCGGAGAGGGAUGGCCGCAGGUGUUGAAGCACUCUGUGGACUCUACCUAUGAGGACCAGGGCCCGAGCCCGGGGUACCGGAUGGAAAUGUCCAUCUUUUACGUGGUGUACUUCGUUGUCUUCCCCUUCUUCUUCGUAAACAUCUUUGUAGCUCUCAUCAUCAUCACUUUCCAGGAGCAAGGAGACAAGAUGAUGGAGGACUACAGCCUCGAAAAGAACGAGAGAGCCUGUAUUGAUUUUGCUAUAAAUGCCAAACCUCUAACUCGCCACAUGCCUCAGAACAAGCAAAGCUUUCAAUACCGAAUGUGGCAGUUUGUGGUCUCGCCUCCAUUUGAGUACAGUAUCAUGUCUCUUAUUGCGCUCAACACCAUAGUCCUUAUGAUGAAGUACCAUGGGGCCCCUCCGACGUAUGAUGCAGUCCUGAAGAACCUGAAUAUAGUGUUCACCAUACUGUUCUUCAUGGAGUGUGUUCUGAAAAUCAUUGCAUUUGGUGUCCGAAAUUAUUUCCGAGACGCUUGGAAUAUUUUUGAUUUUGUUUCCGUUAUCGGCAGCAUCACUGAUAUUUUAGUGACAGAGCUUUGGGAUAACUUCAUAAACCUGAGUUUUCUGAGACUCUUCCGAGCAGCACGUCUCAUUAAGCUCUUGAGGCAGGGCGAGACCAUUCGCAUUCUACUUUGGACCUUCGUUCAAUCAUUUAAGGCUCUGCCGUAUGUGUGCCUGCUCAUUGCAAUUCUGUUCUUCAUCUAUGCCAUCAUUGGAAUGCAGUUGUUUGGGAACUUGGCGCUGGAGGAAGAUAGUGCGAUCAAUGAACACAAUAACUUCAGAACCUUCAUUAUGGCCCUGAUGCUACUCUUCAGGAGUGCCACAGGUGAGGCAUGGCAUGAGAUCAUGCUGGCGUGUCUCGGAGGAAUGGAGUGUGAUGAAAACUCUAGGAACGAGGGGCCAGAGUGCGGCAGCAACUUUGCUUAUGCCUACUUUGUCUCUUUCAUCUUCCUCUGUUCUUUCCUGAUGCUGAAUCUCUUUGUCGCUGUCAUCAUGGAUAACUUUGAGUACCUGACCAGGGAUUCCUCCAUUCUGGGUCCACAUCAUUUGGAUGAGUAUGUCAGGAUUUGGGCAGAGUACGACCCAGCAGCCUGCGGGCGCAUUCAUUAUAAGGAUAUGUACAGUUUAUUGCGGGUUAUCGACCCCCCGCUGGGCUUAGGCAAGAAAUGUCCUCAUAGGGUGGCCUGCAAGAGACUGCUACGCAUGGACCUACCUGUUGCAGAUGACAACACAGUGCAUUUCAACUCCACUCUGAUGGCUUUGAUACGCACAGCUCUGGACAUCAAAAUCGCUAAGGGAGGCGCAGACAAACACCAGAUGGACGCGGAGCUCCGUAAGGAAAUGAUGGCGAUUUGGCCAAAUCUCUCCCAGAAGAACCUGGAUCUGCUGGUAACACCACACAAGUCAGCGACAGACCUGACAGUGGGCAAAAUCUACGCCGCCAUGAUGAUCAUGGAGUACUACCGGCAGAGCAAGGCCAAAAAGCAGCAGGCACUUCGUGAGGAGCAGAACCGAACGCCAUUAAUGUUUCAGCGCUUGGAGCCAUCCCCGAACCAGGAAGGGGGACAGGGGGUGAACGGUCUCCCUGAGUUGCCGCAGGAACCUGUCAACAGCCUGCCUCUGGAGGGUGGAAUGAUCGAGAGCCAGUCGUGGGUGACAUCACGAGCCCAGGAAAUGUUCCAGAAGCCUGUUCCGGAAAACUGGAACCCUGACAGACCGUAUCCUGAAGACCAUCACGACAGCCGCCACAAUCCACAGACGGUAGAAAUGAGAGAGAUUGGGCCUGUUGGGGACGGUUACUCGGACACUGAGCCCUAUCACCCAAUGGAAGGGCAUGGGCGGACCAUCUCCAUGCCACGCCUCUCAGCAGACAACCAAAGUGUGCGUUCUGCUGCGACCAUCACAGACACAAGUCCAAUGCGCCGUUCUACAUCCUCAUUGGUCCACGGACGUUCAGGUCGAGGCGUACGAUUGGACGAUUACUCUUUGGAACGGGUGGUGUCAGAAGAGGGUCACCGACAUGUUCCGCGAAGAAGAGAACGAGAUCGAGACCGGGAGAGAGACCGCAGUCACCGUACCUCAGAGAGAUCCCUCGCUCGCUAUACAGAUGCAGACACAGGUCUGGGCACGGAUCUUAGCACAACUACACAGUCAGGUGACCUCCCACCUAAAGAGAGAGAGCGAGAACGGGGUCGUGCAAAAGACCGUCACCACCACCAUCAUCAUCACCACCACCACAGCUCAGUGGAUAAGGAGCGGUGCAGUCAUGAGCGUGACUUCCACCGCCAUCCACACGACAGAUCUGAUCGCCACUGGUCCCGCUCACCGAGUGAGGGGAGAGGGCAUAGACAGGGCAGUAGUUCUGUGAGUGGAAGCCCCGUUCCCUCGACGUCGGGGACCAGCACCCCCCGGCGUGGCCGUCGGCAGUUGCCCCAGAUACCGUCUACACCACGUCCUCAUGUCACCUACUCCCCUGCUGUCCGCAAGCCUCAAUACGGCUCCCCGGGCCAGGGUAAACUGCGUUCACCUUCCCCGCGACACUUCUCUCCAACAGGACACGAACCACCCUACCAUCGUUCACCCUCCCGCCACGCCUCGCCCCAUCACGGCUCACCCCGGCACGCCUCGCCACGCUCCCCCAGGCAGGCAUCACCCAGGUCCCCACGUCACAGUCGCUGGGGUCCGCCACCUGAUGGCCUGGAAGGCGACGGACCUUUCUACGAUCGGGACUAUGAAUAUGAGCGGCACCAUGAGCCACCUGCCUACGAGCAGAGUCUAUCACAGGGCAACCCCCACUCACAUUCACACCCAAGGACUGCUCUUCACGGGCCUCCCUCACACCCACGCCGUAUGCCUAACGGCUACCGUUCCUCCUCGCCCUCCCCGCACCGGCGUGGCCCCCACCCAGGCCCACACCGGCCACCCCAUGGCCGUGGGCCCCGGAAGGGGUUGCACGAACAAUAUAGCGAGACGGACGAGGAUGAUUGGUGUUAGUGCGCAGGGUGACCAGGAGGGGGCGCCACUGGACUUAAACCAAGAUGUUUAUGUACUGCAGCAGUGAGAGAUGGGGCAGAAGGGGAAAUACAAACAGGGCAACUGGGCCAUUGUGAGACUCUGAAAAUUGGAGCAGCACAUACAGCUCCCCAACUCCCUCUCUCUCCAGUACUUUCUCCUGCUCUCUGGACUACGUUUCCCAUGCUGCUCAACACGCAAGGGAAUGGGAGCGUAUGAGCGACAAAUGGAGUGGUUGCAUUUAGUUGGACUGUUUUUUCAAGAUCAGAGACGUUGUGUUUAAAUGCUCCACUCCAGACUGAGCAAGAACGAUUGCUUUUUGCGCGAUAAAAAAAAAAAUGAGGAGCAACAUCCUCUGUCAAUCAAAAAAAAAAAAAGGAGUUUUGAAAAUGAAGCCAGAACCCAUAUUCCCCCUCACAUCUAUGCCUCUUAAAAAGACCCCCCAAAAAAAUAAAAAGGAAAGGAAAGGAAAAAAUAGACAUUGUUGAAGAAAAGCAAGUGCUCUUGUGAACGAGAGCUCUACCUACUGCAAAACCAGCCCCAUGUGCUGGCCAAUAUUGAUGAGUUUUAUCAUCUGCGUUUACUGUUACCAACUCAAGAUGCUGAGUGACCUCAUCACCUGGGGGAGGGGUUUACUGUCAAAGAGGCGUGGCAUAUAAAAGGACACAGUACAGGGGUGAGGAAGCGGGUGGGUGUGGCACACUGAAAACCCACCCACAAACUGCCACUCGGUCCUGACAAGGAUAAGACAGCGGAAAAAGAAGGAAAUGGCAGAUGAGGGAGGGACGGAAGGACUAUUUCCUCUUCAGAAUGUCUUCAAUUGAUUAUUUCUUCUUUUCGAACAUUUGGAGCUUGGUUAUUCUGUUGCAUUUGCUCAGCUUUCUUUGAUAUUUUUGGACUUAAAUCUGAUGGAAACUUGCAUGAUUGAUUUAAAAUAUAUAUAUAAAUACAUAUAACAGACAGAAGAUUUACUGUGGGAAGGGGGGUGAUAGCUCUCUUUUUUCCGUUCAGUUGGAAGUUCUUUCUCUCAUUUUCUCCCUGUUGCUCUUGCCAUGUCUACAGAUCUUUAUGUGCAGAUGGAGUUUAUAGAAGGUGUUUUCUAUGUAAUAUCCAUCUGAGGAUCCCAGAUGAUGUUCUACACUGUUUAUUAUUACUUUGGAUUGCACUAAAAAUGAGCCUGAAUGGUGAAACCUCCCUCAUUACAGCUCUGUCAGCCAUGGCUGCGAACAGAGAGAGAAAAGGGGCGAGAGACGUUCUCCUUUCCGAAGGCUUAAUUUGCUGUUGUCAAUAACAAUAGUUUCAGAAAUGCAAUUGAUGAAGAUGACGGUGAUGCUGAUGAAGAUAGAAGUGGUCAUGUGACUUUGUUGUCUUGUUUUCGAGAGUUUUGUCUGUUGUGGCCAUCUUGUUUCCAACUCUUUGUUUUUAUUUGCGUUCUAUUCACCACAGACUGAAGACUAUAAGGAUGCGCUCCUGGUAGCAUCCUGAAGUUUACGUACUCGUGACCUCAGCUGAGUAGAAUAUUCCUAUCUGUAGUGAAUAGUUCGGGUCAGAGCUCAUGAAUGUUUCAAAAAAAGAGAGUUGGAGCAUUCAGGAUGCCCUCGGGCAGUUUCUGUGUCAGAGUUUUUCAGACAAAUUCAGGGUCCAUUCCAUAUUUAUUUCUCCACAGAAAAAGUUGGUCACACAAUGGUGUGGUCUGAAGAAACCCUUUUUAUUGAGGGUCAGUUUUAAACCCCUUGAAUUAUUUCACAGCUAAUGUAGAGUUAGUGCAAGUUAGUAUUUUGGGGGAUGAAUGUUGUUGUUUACUCUUUGUCCAUGUUGUGGUGCUGUUGCACAGCUUAAGCCAGGAUAGACUAUGGACAAACAAUCUCUUUUGAAAAUAUGGUUGCCAGAGAGGGCGCUUGCAGAACUGUCCCUCGACAGGUGACAUGGCAAGUCUGUCGAAGCUUGACUCCUUAAUUUUUAUUUUCGACAGGAGUUUUUGAGAAUUUUGACCUAGGUAGUCUUUGAUCAAGUAACUGGAAAAGAUUCUUCCACCCUGCCUUCCUGUUCCCUGCCAUGGGCAGCUACUUGUCUUUGGCUGCCUGCUCAAUCUGAGACCCUUCCCCACUUCUGCUCAGGAUACAAAAAUACAGCCAAACAUAUAUCUCACAGGCCUAUUCAGCCUCUCCUACUGUCACUGAACCCGUUCAGCUGACUCCCACCUACUGGACCAUCUCAAAACAUCAGAAAAGACCAAAUGUUUAUGAAAUAUCCCAUUACUCUCCAGAGGAGAAUUUUAUUGUGUGUAGGUUACUCUUUUAUAACUCAGGAGACUUGUGGAGCUCAGUAUCAACUCAAGUAUCAACAUUGUCUCGUGUUUCUCCUAAAUCCUUAGAAAAGAUCAAAAUAGACACAGAUGUGACAUAUGUUAAGAUGUUUUAUGAAUAUAUAGCUAUAAAAUUAACAUGGGUGGCAUGUCGUCUUUGGCUUUUGAUUGCAGACGUCAUGUUAGCAAAUCACUGAGCUUGAUUGAAACUCUCGAGGAGACACGUGUGAGAUCUUAAUCUCAGGAGAAAAAAACUCCAAAAGUCUCCCUUUUAUCUCUAGGAGAUUUUAAAGAGAUCUCAUUUAUAUUUAAGUUUAACUUUCAGUCAUUAUAUGAAACCACAAGAAUUCGCUAGGCUUUCACUUUAAGCAGAUAAAAAUAUCUCAGAAUAACUCACUGCAUUCAUCUAGUUGUGAAGUCAGUUGGGCGGUUCUGUAUUUUCUUCUUUUCUUACCUUCCUUCUCUCUCCGAGUCAUAUGAAAUCCACACUACUUGUUUUCUUGAAACGGUUUGAAUAUUGUCAUUUCAUUUGAUCCCUUUUCCUCGCCAACCCAUAUCCAAGAUUUUUAGGGAGGAAACCACUGUUUUCUGGGUGUUUGUUGAUGUUCGGCCCACAUUUACCUACAGCUGGCCCCCAGUUAGCCCCUGGUUUGAUGCCCAUGGGUCUAGAUGAACCUGCAGAGCCACAGUGCCUUCUGUUCUAGUGUCGCACACUAACCCUACCCCUGCCUCUCUUCCCUCUGCCCUCUAUCUCUCUCUUAAUGUGAUGGACUCACACUACGCCUUAACAAGUCCCUAUGUCUGCGCUUCUGCUGGGCUUUUUAAAGACAGGGAGGCACGGUUAUAUGAUGGGGGAAGAUCCAAGUUACUCUGAGAGUAAUGAAGGGAGAUGGCAACCAAGUUCUGUCAGGGUGUCCUUCUCGGCUCUCUGUGUCUUUUAGCAAUGCUUCCUCAAGUGGAUGGCAGCCAUUUUUUGAUUUGUCUCACCCUGCUCGUUCAGAGAGAUGCAUCGAACACCGGAGGGAUUGUUCUACUUCUCAGGUCUUACGCAAAAGGACAGGAAGGCUUAUUUUUGUCAGGCAUGAAGGUUUGUUAGACCUAUUGCAUGGUUAAUAUAAUUCCCAUUUAGAAGUUCUCUUGGUCUUGUAUUCUUUUGCUGAAAACACUUGAAAUGCAGGAAAUUUGCUCCAUUUUAGCUCCAGAUGUUGGAUUAUUAAUACGGUUUGAUUUGUAUUAAUAAUAAAAAAGAGAUAACAGAAGGUUGUGGUUUUUAAAGGAACGGUUCACCCAGAAAAAGGAAAAUUCUGUCAUCAUUUACUCACAUCUCAUUCUAAACUAUUAUGAUAUACUCUUCUGUAGACUAGAAAAGGAGAUAUCUUAAAGAAUUAUUCUAGUUGCUCUUUUCAGUGACGUUGAAAGGAAUAAGUAUUGAGGCUUUUAAGCUUUGAAAAGGACACAAAAGCACCAUAUAAAAUCUUGCUUUUAAAUAAAGAUUACAAGGACAUUAAUUUUUAACAAAAAAUGAGGUGCAUGGAUAAAUCAUUUAUAAUAAACAUUGCACUAGUAUGUGGCAUGGAUAAAUCAUUUAUAAUAAACAUUGCACUAUUCCAAAGUUUUAUUACAGAAUAAAUCAGCUUAUAUCUACAUCCUAGAUGAAUAAAUGAGGGUGAAUAAAUGAAUAAAUCAAGAAUUUCCAGUGUUGGGUGCGCUGUCCCUUUAAGAGUUUACAAAUAUAAUUAAGCCUGGUGCGUCAUUCUUUGGCUCUGCUUGUUCAUCAGUUUAGUUCUGACCCUCUUUUGCUGUCAGUGUCAAUGCCUUUAUUGCUUUCUGUUUUUGACUCGCAUCUUCAUUUUCUGUCUUAACAGAAAGCCAUUUUCAGUUUGCAUCAUCGUAGAUACACAACACAAUUGUAUCUGAGCAUGUCGUUUGUUUCAUAUCGUCGUAGUGGAACAAAGCUGUAUUUUCUUUCUGUUUCAUAUGAAAUAAGGGCUUUCCUUCAAUGGUUGAGUGCUGCCAAAACAAGUCACCCUCUAUGUAGCUACACCACUUUGUGUGGUCUCCCUUUGUACAGAACAGAAUUACAUGUGUGUGCAUGCUAAUGUGUGGGGGAACUGGAGAAAAGGGAGGGGGGUGAUGGGUAAUGUAGUUUUUCCCUGUACGUAUGAGAGUGAGAACUUGAGGCACAGCUGUGGCCAGCACAGGCAAUGUGCAUGCCAAAAAAAAAAAAACACACACACAAAAAAAAAAAUCUAAUUAUAUUGUGCACCUAUGGUAAUUUAGUGCUGGGUUUGCCAAUCCAUUUCUGCUCAGCAUUUACCACGGCAUACUCCAUUAUCAUCCUCAUCUGAUCCAAAUCCAAGAUCGGAUACGAGUCCAUCUCCACUUUUUCCAGAAGAUUGGAGGGUUGGGUUCAUCCAUGUGACAGUGGGACGGUCGUCUGUGAGUGUGUGUGUGCACGAGUGUCUGCGAGCUGAUUUGAAGGCAAGUCGUUUUAUAGUGCCUUAAAUGAACAGUUUCCCAUCGCUGUUACACGACCGUAGAUACGAAGCCAUGGCGAAAGCGAAGAGGGUCAUCAUGUUUGUACCUCGACUGUCUAUCCAUGUCCAUUUAAGUUACUUUGUUGGGCCUAUCAAUCUCUAUCUCUUCUGUAACUCUUGUAUAUCUCAUUCAUAAACUUCCUGUAACACUCUGUGCUUUCGUUCUCUUUCUUCAGCAUUGCCGUGAUCCUUUCUAUUUCAUUUCCUCCUCUUCUUUAUGCGUGUCAUGGUUUCUUCAUUCAAACGCAUUGCUAAUUCAAUAUUGAGCUUAUAUUGUUAAUUAAUACAGAAGAAAUAUAAUUUUCAUAUAUAUGUAAUAAUAGUAAUUCUCAUAGUAACAAUAAUUAAAAAAUAGUUAUUACAUAGUCAUAAUUAUAAUAACAUAACACAAUUAUUACACAAUUUGAGUUGCGAGCACAGUUAAAUUUCAUAAUUUACUGUCAUGCCAAUCCAAACCUGCAUGACUUUCUUUCUUCUGUGGAGCACAAAAGAAGAUAUUUCAUAACAAUAUCAGUAUUUGUAGUGUGUACAAUGAUAGUCAGUGGGGUCCAAUGUUGCUGUUUCCUUCAAAAUAUCUUCUUUCCGCAAAUGGAAAGAAAGUCAUACGAUAUUAGGGUGAGUUGAUGACAGUUUUCGGUUUUAAGUGAAAGAUCCCUUUAAGUGGACCAAUGUCAGAAUAGAUACUUUGCUCUCAACUAAAAACAAAAAACCUUGUAGAAUUAAAAGAGAGAAACCAACAGAUUUAACUUAGAAGAGAUUUCACUUAAUGUUGCGGUUCUGGAUCACAAGACAGGAAGUGCGUUUUCAGCCCCGUCAGCAGGAGUGGGUUUCUUCACAGCACUGUUGAAGGGGAAAUAAGCGUGUGGUGUGAAUGUGUGAGUAUGUGGGGAGUUCCUGCAAGCGUGCAACCACUGUCACCGUGACACCCACAAACCCGUCCCAUCUCUACUUAAUCACCCAUAUCCCACCCGCCAUCCAUAUUACUAUUGACCUGAACCAUUUAAAAGCAAAAGAGGACGUUUAAAGAGAAAAAAAGACCAUGAUAAAGAGAGGUAUUUAAUUACUGAUUUGCAUGUGCAACGUGCAUGCCACUAUGUGGGUUAACAAGUCAACUUCAGGAAUUAUAAAAUAUAAAAAGAAAUAUAAAGAAAAAGAGUAUAUAUAUGUAUAAAUAUAUAAAUAUAGUUAGAUGUUUUUAUGAGCAAUGUGUUCCUUUUUUCUUCUAUUUUUAAAAAUGAAAACGACAAAAAAAAGAGCACCAAGAGGGGAGAAAAUAAUAAUAAUACAGGAAACAUGAUAAAACUCAUAGAAUGUUUGUUUUUUUAAUGCCAACUGUUCUCUGAGAAUCUUGGGUAAGGUGAGCACACAACAUUCUGUGGAAAUGUAUUACAGAAUUUUGAAAAAAAAUAAAAAUAGACUCUAAGUAAGAGGGACUGCACAUCACUCUGAUUUAAGAAGAAAUCCAAAACCCUUUUGCUGAUGUUGAGCUGUGAAAGAGGCUGCCUGAACCUGGUGAUGUUAUACAUUUAUUCUGGCUAUGAAAAAUCCCCCCUUUUUCUCUCUCUUCCUCUGUCUCUCUAUCUCUCUGAUAUUUCUACCAGUGCAUUUUGUAAUUCCGAACAGAUCUCUUCCUAAAGAACCUGAAUAAAAACCAGAGAGAAUGCAUUCUAAA